AUGUUUAUACGGCUUAUUCGAUGUCCUAUAUCAUUUUUUGAUACAAAUCCAGUUGGUCGAAUAUUGAAUCGUUUUACAAGUGAUGUUGCUACAAUGGACGAUUCUUUACCAAUGACUGUAUUUGAAUUUCUUGCAUGUUUAUCUCAAAUUUUAGGUACAAUUAUUCUAGUUGGUUUAAUCAAUUUAUGGUCAUUCAUUCCAGCAAUUAUUGCUUCAAGUGGCACGCUCUUUUUGAGAUAUCGAUUUGCUUCAUGUUCUCGUGAUUUAAAACGACUUGUAGGAACUACACGAAGUCCUGUUUAUUCACAAUUAACAUCAACUAUUCAUGGACUAAAAGUUAUUCGAUCAUAUCAUGCUGAAAAUAUUUCUUCUAAAGAAUUUCAUUCACAUCUUGAUAAUAAUACACGAGUUAUCUAUUUGAUGGCAAUCUUGAAUAGAUGGUCAGCGAUGCGUUUUGAUUGGAUAUCUCUAAUAUUCAUUGCUUUAGUUAUUAUACUUGCUAUAAUUCUUCGUAUGAGUCAACAUCACUUUUCAACUGCAGAAAUCGCUCUCACAUUUACCUAUAGUAUCAGUUUAAUGGGCCUUUUUCAAUGGACUAUUAGGUUGGGUGUGGGCGUGGGUGUAGAUGUGGGUGGGCGUGGAAUGGGUGUGGGUGUGUGGGGUGGGUGGGUAUGGGUGUUGAUGUAGGUGUGGAUGUUGAUGUAGCUGUGUGGGGGUGUGGAUGUGCAUCUGAGCCUUCUUCUCACCCAUACCCACAUCGGCCACUCACAUUCACAACCAGUGAGGAGUAAAGGUUUAGGAGAACAAUGUCUACAUCUGCCAUAACAUCCCCACUCAUGCCCACCUAUACCUACAGCUACACCAGUACCGCAUUAAGAAUCAAUUAUUGUCUAUCAAGUAGGUACAAACAUCUAAAAUUUUAUGGUUUGUUAGCAUUCUUUUUUGUCUGUGCUAGAAGCUAACACUUUUAUUGGGGUUCUUACCAAUGAAAUCAAUCAUACGAAUGGUUUAUGAUAUCAGGAAGAUCGCUGUGAGUUUGAGUGUUUUAUUAACCUAUACCCCCACAAGCAUACUCGACAGAUCAAACCAAAAUGAGCACUGUUUCCGAUUUUUCAGAUUCAUGUAGGGUAGAGAAUGUCCGCACUAAAAUAUACUCUCAAACUUUGCUAGUGUGUAAAGCAUACUUCUAGUGUCAUGUAGGGUGUGGGUGUGGCCACUGAAUAGAAAAGUUACACCCACACCCAAACACACAUUCACAUCCUCGCACACACACGCACACCCAUAUCCACAGCCACAGCCACACCCCACCGCACCGACACCCACACCCUACACCAAGGGGGAAAUAACUGACUUUUAUGACUUUACAGUCAUUUAGGUCACUUAGAUCAUUGACAUCAUUUAGAUCGCGAAAGGCAUUCAAAGUCAUCAAUAACUCAGACUAUUUGAAAGAGAAUGUUAGUCAAUAUUUAUCUAGAAUUUGUUCACAUGUUAACAUAUCAAUAUACGCUUCGAGGAUGGUAAAAAACAAUGAUUUUACCAAAAUACGCACAGAAUAUAACUAUUGCCCAUUUAAAAACAAAGACGGGUGGGUAUUUUUCGAAUAACGUUUGAUAGAAGCAAGGUAGUGAGUUGCGGUUUUCACUAUUAGAAAGAGAAGAUCCAGACGCAUCAAUAUAUGCUAAAAUCUGAGCGAUCAGCAAUUGGCAGAUCGGAUGCAUUUUCGAGGGAUGGGUGUGGGUUGUGUGAGUGUGUGCAAGUGUGGGGUGUGGGUGUGGGUGUGGGUGUGCAUGUGUUGAAGAGAACACCCACACCCACAUGCCGACACCCACCCACACCCACAUCACUGUAGGAUCGCUGUUUCUAGGCAAGUUGUAAAAGACUAUCGAUUUUUCCAAGAA
Rotaria sp. Silwood1 is the source of this 1898-nucleotide messenger RNA. The record is from the annotation of a GenBank genome assembly. NCBI's taxonomy places the organism in Eukaryota, Metazoa, Rotifera, Eurotatoria, Philodinida, Philodinidae.